AUGUCGACUUCCGCCAGCCCGUCUGCCGCGCCACAGUUGAGUACGCAGAGUAAAUUCGCGUCGGAUUGCUUCUUAUCAGAGCCUGUUCUCCAAACCCUAGCAGACUGCCGCCGCCGCCGCCACUCCAUCCACUCUGCCACCGCCGCUGCCGCCACCAUCCACUCACCACCGACACCGUUCGUGCGACGCCGCCACCGUCCACUCCGCCGCCGCCAUCGUCCUCUUCCGCCACCACCGCCAUCGUCCCCUUCCGCCACCACCAUCCACUCCUCCAAUAGCUCAUCUGCCGCCGCCGCGUCGUUCAGCACCGGCGGCGGCGGCCUACCCUCCCCGUUCCCCGACCUUGGCGCCCCCCUCUCCGCCACGAACACCUCCUUCCCGUCGCUCCAGCGCUCGCUCACCUCGGCCGCGGCGAACAAGAUGAAGAAGGCGCUCAGGCUGAGGUCGUUGGCGUCGUCCAAGGGUGGAAGCCCUAGGAGCGGCGGCUGCGGUGGGGCGAAGUCGGCGCCGCCGCGGUGGCCGGCGACCGUCGGGGAGUUGACGCGUGUGCAGAUGCGGAUUUCGGAGCCCGCCGCCACCUCAAGCCGCCGUCCCCGAGCCCGACACAUUGCUCAAGGACGAGCGGCUCGUGCAGCACCAGCCGACGCAGUACCCGACGUCGUAGAGCUGAGCGUCGCCAAGAACAAGUUCAAGGCCUUCGACCUCGGCGGCCACCAGAUCGCCCGCCUCUGUUCUAAUUCUACCGCUCUUUCUUUUUUUCCCCCUCUCCUGCUGCAGCUUUUGUGCUACUUGUUGAUGGAUUUAUGAUUUUAUUCCUUGAGGGACGGAUGGGGUGAUUUGGGUCGGAAGCAGCUCUUGUUUGAUUGGAACAAACUAGGGUUUAGGCAUGGGGGACGGAUGGGAUGAUUUGGGUCAGAAGCAGCUCUUGUUUGAUUGGAACAAACUAGGUUUAGGCAUGGGGGACGGAUGGGGUGAUUUGGGUCAGAAGCAGCUCUUGUUUGAUUGGAACAAACUAGGGUUUAGGCAUGGGGAGUAUUGGGGAUUAGACAUGCACCUGGGUUAAUGAAGAAUCGGGCAUCUUACUCGAAUCAUGGAAAUAAAUAAUCAGUGCUUUCAUUCAUUAUGGAUUGGUCGAUUCAGAUCUUGCAAAAUGAAUCAUCCGAUAGGGCAAUCGGAUAUGUUGCUGGUGUUA
Oryza sativa Japonica Group (Japanese rice) is the source of this 1192-nucleotide messenger RNA. Lineage: Eukaryota; Viridiplantae; Streptophyta; Magnoliopsida; Poales; Poaceae. The record is from RefSeq and is a predicted model, not a curated record.